AAAAUAAAAAAAAAAAUGAAAAAAAAAUUUAAAAAAAUAUAUUAAAAUUAAAAAAAUAAGCCAAAGUUUUGCAGAAAGAUUCGUAAAACAUUCCCGCAUACGAGAUUUUAUAGAAAAAAUCGACCCGCUCUAAUAUAGACUCAACCAUGCACUUACAUGCUUACACAUCUCUACAAGUACAGUAAUAAGUGCUUGAUAUCGCGUUUGCCCCACGAGGUUUUCGCAUAAUUUAGGCAUAAAUCUGCUGAAAGCAUAGAAAUUCGCAGCGAUUUUCAAAAGCACACGUACAAACACACACCCAUAUAUACACAUAUACAUACAAACAAUUCUAGUAUUAACCACACUCACGCCCACGCUUUCUAUACACGCAAACCACCGCUCUUUCGCCGCUUGCGCUGCUGCAGUUGGAUUGUAAGUCGUUUUUUUUUUUACUCCCAAUCACUUUUGUUUUGCUACGCAGCUUCGUCCACUUGCUGCGACUCGUGCAUUUCGGGCAGCACGUGACUCGACGCCGCUCAUACGCUGGCCACUCAGCCAUCAUCUCGCUCACAUAACGCAUUGACUAAACGUGAAAUUGCGCAAAAGCUCCACAAGUAGCCGACACUCCCACGAAAGCUUGCGGCGAAUUCACGCACAGCUGUUCAACGACCUGCCGUAGCGCCGUGCGUUGCAAAGCAACACAGCACCGCGGCCGGAGAUUGCAUUUCGAGCAACUGGCAUGCUCUGCGUGAUUCAGUUCUUCGUGAGCUUUUGCUUUUCGCGCACGCAUAACGGCAGAACGGCGGUGGUACGCGCGUGCAGGACGCAAACGAAUUGUGGCAGUUUCAUUUGAAAAAGAAAAAAAAAUUAUAAAAUAAAAAUAUAAUUAUUAUUAAAAAAGUGAAAAAAUGCUGAACAAGUGGAACACCCAAAAAAUAACUGCUUUCGUAGUCUCGCUUUAAGAAAACGGUAAUUUGAAAUAAUCAUGCUGUUAAGUGGAAAAAUUAAAAAUUAAUCUCAUAAUUAAUGCGAAAAAAUUAUGCUUAGUGCCUGUUAGUGCGCAUAAAUUAUGCAAAUAAAAAUAAAUAAAUUAUUUUUUCCGCUUCAAAAUGCGAAUAAGUGCAUAAAAGGAAAGUGGUGAAUAUAAAAAUAAGUAAAGAAGUGCAAAAAGUGUGAAAAACAACAACAAAUACAAGAGAGCCAACGCGUAAUUAAUUCUAAAAGUGGAACGCUGCCGUCAACGCAGUAAAAAUUAAUAAUGAAAUAAAGUGGCCGAGCAGGCAAAUAGCAAGAAAAGUGCACAACAAAAGUGUAUUCUACACAAGCAACAACAAAAAAGCCAACGAGCGUACAACUAAAUAGCAAAUAGUGUGAUAUAUAUGAGCGCUUGUGUGUGUCUGUUGAGCAGGAGACCGAGCGUAAGCGCUCAGAAAAUAGCGUCUUUAUUUAUUAAAGCCAUUUAUCUGCAUAAAUAAAUGCAAGCUGGCAACACUAACACAAAUUAACGGCUGAAGAAAGUAUACAAGCAAACAACAACACAAACAAACACACUUUGCGCACACACACACAUAGUAGAGGGCAGCUCAAGAAAGUACAAGUUAAAUGAAAGAUGCAAAAAUAAAUACGCCUGAAGGUGUAACAACAACAAUAACAAGAACAGCAGCGGCGUCAGCAGUCAGUGUGCUUAAGCGGCGACAACAACACCAACAACUGGAGAGGACUCUGCGUUAAACCUUAAUUGCCUUGGCUCGCUUGUCGACGCAGCGCAUGUGUGCAGCACAUACACAUGCGCAAAAUACUAAUACAUAGCUACAAACACACACACAACCAUGCUUGACAUGCUGUGAGUUCGUUGCACAGCCCGGCUUGGCAGCUGUGUGGUGGCGCAAAGCAAGUUUCUUACAAGCAGCAAAGUUUAAAGACAUUCUGUUGAUUAAGCGGAAAGUUUAAAAAACAACAACAAAAACAAAAACACACAGCGAAAUAUUUACAAAGUAUGUGUGUAAUGUAGUCGGAGACAUGUGGCUCUCGCUGUGUCGUUGUUCGUGUGAGUUAGGUCGUCGUAAAACUGCUAUUUGUUUGGGUCACUGAGCGCCAACAACAACAAUAAUAGUAACAACGACAACACACGUAUAGGUGACAAAUUUAGCAACAACAUUUCAACUUUAACCUCGACAAAGUCAAAAGAGCGCCACAAAAAUGAACGCAGCACAGAGUGGCGGCCACACGAGCGGCUCGAUGGGCAAGAAGGGCUCGCAAAUGGAGGAGCUGGUUGCCAUCUCGCCGGAACGACGUAAUUGGCGUGGCAUAUUUAUAGCGUUGCUGGUAAUAGCAGCAGUCUUCAGUCUCAUAAUUUUCUCCAUUUUCCUGCUGUCGCCAGAGGAUGAAGGGUUGCGCAUACGCGGCCGUCACAUGGUGCUGCCAGACAUUUUAGGCAAAAGUUUGCAGUGGAAGCCCUUCAACGGCACUUGGAGUAGUGACAUUGAACUGAUUUACCGUGACCCCACGGGCGGCUUAUCGAUAUUAAAUCUAGACAAUUACACAACGCGGGUCCUAAUGACCAACUCAACAUUCCGCCAGCUGAAUGCUGAAUCGUUUCUCGUAUCGCCCGAUCAGAAGUAUGUGCUGCUGCAGUCCGACAGCAAUGCGGAAGGCUCCAGGCAUCACGUUUACGAGGUGCAGACAGCGAACACCUUUCCGCUGGGCCCCACAGAGAACAUAGCGGAGCCGCCGCGCCUGCAAUAUGUCACAUGGGCGCCCAACGUGCCGCCCGCGCCAGCCACAACCACAACAAGCACCACCACGACCACCACUACAACAACCAGCACAACCACAACAACGCGCGCACCAACCAACACAACAACAAAUGCGGCACGUACAGCGAACGGCGCUGCGGCAGCGGCAGCCGUGAAUGCUUCAAGUGGUGGCAGCAUCUUGCUGAGCAGCUUGGCGGGCGCAGCGACCGGUGGCGGUGUGGGCAAGCCGCCACCAAGUAAUUUUCAAUAUCCGAAUGGCGGCGCGGUGAAAGCGUUUCCACAGAAUCAAGCAAUCGCCUUUGUGUACGAGAACGACAUCUACUACAAGCCGAAGGUUCAAGGCGAGCUAGUGUGCCGCAUAACAACAACAGGUCGCGCUGGCGUCGUCUACAAUGGCAUACCGGAUUGGACGUAUGAGAACGUGCCGGAGCUGAAUGGGCGCAGCAGCGGUCUCGCCUUCUCACCGGAUGGUCUAUUUUUAGCCUUUCUCACGUUCAACGACAGCGAUGUGAAUGAAUACAAAUACACCUGGAUGGGGGACGACAUCAAGUACCCUGCUGUGCUAACACAACGCUAUCCCAAAGCAGGCGAAGCCAACCCGAAUGUCACCGUGAAUGUGGUGAAUCUCUCCGUCCUCAAAUACAUCUUCCCCACACAAAUCAAACUUCCAGCCGAUCUCUCGAAUGGCAGUUACAUUGGCGCACUCACCUGGGCCACACCCAUUGACCUCUCCGUGACGAUCACCAAUCGUGGUCAAACGAAAGCUACAACGGUUGUUUGUCGCGCACCAGACUUCCAUUGUCAUCCCGUACACACAGAAGUUACGGUUAAUGAUGGCUGGGUGCUCCCAGCUGAGCGGCCCAUAUUUUCCGCACGCAAUAGCGCAAAUCUCAAACGAAACCAACAACAAUUGCUCGCCAAUGGACUGAAUGGCAAUAAUAGCUACCACAAUGUGAGCAACGGUCAGACUACUUAUGAGAUCUCACAUGGCGGUUAUCUGCUCAAACGUCUUCCGGUACGCGAUGGCGAACACGGACACUUCCGACAUGUGGUCUUCAUCUCUUCGCUGGAUCGUCGACCAGUGCCGCUCACAAUGGGACGCUUUGAAGUCACCGAACUUUUGGGUUGGGAUGAGCCGCAUGAAAUUGUCUACUUUAUGGCGGCACCGGAAAAGCGUCCGGGUGAACGGCAUCUCUAUAAGAUCAGCCUAAAGCUGAAUGAGACGCAGAGCAAUCGCGCGUAUAUUACUUCAACACAACCGACAUGCUUGACCUGCGACAACACCAUAUCCACGUUCCGACUGACCGCGCAGGGUAUACGCGUAGAGGACGCUGAAAAUCGGAGCGACGAUGAGACCGAGUGUUACUAUGAUAUACCGAAGAACUGUCUUUACAAUAAAAUCUACUUCAGCAAAGAUUACUCGCACUAUGUGCAAGAGUGCCUGGGACCGGAGUCGCCCAGCGUCUAUAUGGUGGAGACACAGAGCAACAUGAAGACGUAUAUACUCAAUGCGGGUCACAGCUUACGACACCGUCUGCAACAGCUCGCUUUGCCACAAAUACGUACGUUCAGCGUAGAGAUACGGCACGGCUUCCACGCGCAAGUGCGUCUCUACCUGCCGCCAGGAAUGCGCGAGGACGAAGAGGUCGCUUUUCCGCUCAUACUGCACAUCAACGCGGCGCCCGGUUCACAGCUGGUCACCGAAAAGUAUCAAGUGGAUUGGAACUGGUAUUUGAGCAGUCAGCGCUCCAUGAUUGUGGCGCAAAUUGAUGGACGCGGCAGCGGCUUCCAGGGCGAACUGCUGCGCACACAAGUGCACGGCAAGCUCGGCACCGUCGAAGUAGAGGAUCAACUGGGCGUAUUAACCUACCUGCGCGAUAAUUUGAAAUUCAUUGAUCCGUCACGUAUUUGCGCCUACGGCUGGGGUUACGGCGGCUACGCGGCCACCAUGACGCUCAUCGAUGACUCGCACCAGGUGCUGCAGUGCGCUGUGGCCGUCAACCCGAUUGUCUCCUUUGGCUAUCACUACUCAUUUUUCACCGAACGUUACAUACCGCUGAAGGGCGACUACUUGCGCGCUCUGCAGGAGGCCGAUUUGACCAUGAAGGCUGGCAAUAUUAAGGGUCGCAAUUUGAUGUUGAUACACGGCACGGCGGACAGACUGGUGCAUCAGGAGCACACGUUGAUGUUAGUGCGUGCGCUGGUGGAUCAGCAAGUCAAGUUCAGACAUCAGGUCUACCCCGAUGAGGAUCAUGCGAUGACGAAAUCACUCAGUCACGUCUAUAAAACAAUGGAAUGGUACUUUGAUGAGUGCUUCGGCCCUAACGACGACACCGAAUGGGAUCCGACGGGACUGUUUGUGUUCAAACAAUAAUUAAUCAUUCACAGUGGUGGAGAGGUCUAUUUGUAGAAGCAAGUACUAAGUAGUUGCAUAAAUUAGUGUGAUUAGAGAUUCUAUAGGAAGCACGAAAAAAACAACAAUUUAGCGAUUAAAAAGAACAACGCGUUACAACAAUAAAGUUCAUAUGCAUGUAGUGAUGAGUGUUAAGGGAGUACGCUGGGUAUGCAAGAGCAUGUACUCAUAAGUAGGUGAGCAAAGCGGAGAGAGUUUGAGUAAUUAUACCCUGGUCUGUAGAUUUUGUGCGAAGCGACAAAGUUGGCGAGUUCUUAACUAGGAAAAUUCAAGUUUUUUGCAUUUUUGAAAGAAAAUAAUAUUAUAAAUUAGUUUUUAUAUUUGCAGGCUAAGCAAAAACAUUAAGCUAAAUAACAAAGCUGAUUAGAAACAAAGCUUAAGUUAUAUAACACUAAGUGUAAGUGGGUAUGUGCAACAGAAAA
Molecule: messenger RNA, 5570 nt
Organism: Bactrocera neohumeralis
Lineage: Eukaryota; Metazoa; Arthropoda; Insecta; Diptera; Tephritidae
Product: inactive dipeptidyl peptidase 10
Exons: 13
Coding region: 2179-5109 (976 amino acids)
Biological process (GO): proteolysis
Molecular function (GO): dipeptidyl-peptidase activity; serine-type peptidase activity
Source: RefSeq, a predicted model, not a curated record